Messenger RNA from Sclerotinia sclerotiorum 1980 UF-70, 843 nucleotides. RefSeq lists its product as hypothetical. The coding region runs from base 1 to 843 and encodes 280 amino acids. Gene Ontology annotation, molecular function: ATP-dependent polydeoxyribonucleotide 5'-hydroxyl-kinase activity; polynucleotide 3'-phosphatase activity; double-stranded DNA binding. The transcript has 7 exons. Gene Ontology annotation, biological process: DNA repair. Lineage: Eukaryota; Fungi; Ascomycota; Leotiomycetes; Helotiales; Sclerotiniaceae. The record is from RefSeq and is a predicted model, not a curated record.
AUGGCGAGCCCUGCUAGAGUACAGAAAAGAAAGUCAAGUGCAGACCGCUCAAUAUCACCCCCACCAUUGCGUCGCAAAGUACAGUCUACGACAACGCAGACUGCUGUUGCAACAUUCUUUACGCCUACAUCGCAAAAGCCACCUGAAAAGAUUUCCUGGCAAGAACGCGCUCCAAAUGAUGAUCUACCAAGCACGCUUUUGGUUGGCAAAUUUGAACCACCAACCAGCUCAGUUACAGAGGUAUCAUCACCCAAUUUGAAAAGAAACAAAGUUGCUGCUUUUGAUUUCGACUCUACUCUCAUACAAACAUCCUCUGGCAAGAAGCAUUCUCGUAACGCUCAGGACUGGAAGUGGUGGCACCCAUCGGUUCCUGGUACUCUCAGAAAAAUAUACUUGGAGGAUGGGAAUUUUGCUGAAAACGUCGGGAUCAAAUUCUAUACCCCCGAAGAAUAUUUUCUCAAGGAAACACCAAGACCAUUUACUCGCACAUUUGACCCAGAAGAUCACUGCUUUAGAAACACUACAGACAAUACAAAUGCGGAUCGAGAUAUUCGAAGCAAAUGGGUAGCAUUAGCUGCCAAGUAUUCCGUACCGAUCCGCUGUGUUCAUUUUUUAGCAGGCGUACAAGUAUGCGAGCACAACGAUGCUGUGCGAGCCUUGAACCAAACCAUGAACCCAGAAAAGAGAAAAUCACUCCCUAAAUUAGCCUUUACAAGCUUUACGUCGAGGUUUCAAAAACCAGACUUGACCGAAGGAUUCCAGGAUAUUAUAGAAGUACCAUUCAAGCAACGUUACUAUAAGUGUAUGCCUGUAUCUGUCCGUCCUUCACCGCAACAGGAGUAA